AUGAAGGUUCUGCUCCCUCUUCUUACGGCCAGCUUGGCCAGCGCUCACACCAUCUUCUCUUCCCUUGAGGUUGGUGGCGUAAACCAGGGCAUCGGCGGCGGCGUUCGUGUUCCGUCGUACAACGGUCCGAUCGAAAACGUUCAGUCUGACUCGCUUGCCUGCAACGGAGCUCCCAACCCGACAACUCCCACUUCCAAGGUCAUUACCGUCCAGGCCGGCCAGAACGUUACCGCUAUCUGGCGUUACAUGCUCAGCUCUACCGGCUCCGGCCCCGCAGACGUCAUGGACAGCACCCACAAGGGCCCAACCAUCGCGUACCUGAAGAAGGUCAACGAUGCUACUUCCGACAGCGGGAUCGGCUCUGGCUGGUUUAAGAUCCAACAGGACGGUUACAACAACGGCGUCUGGGGUACCGAGAAGGUCAUCAAUGGCCAGGGCCGCCACAGCAUCAAGAUCCCCGAGUGCAUCGCCCCCGGCCAGUACCUCCUCCGUGCCGAGAUGAUCGCCCUGCACGCCGCUGGCAGCUACCCCGGUGCUCAGUUCUACAUGGAGUGCGCCCAGAUCAACGUUGUUGGAGGCACUGGCUCCAAGACCCCCUCCUCCACUGUCAGCUUCCCUGGCGCCUACAAGUCAUCCGACCCCGGUGUCACCAUCAGCAUUUACUGGCCUCCUGUCACCACCUACACCAUCCCCGGACCCGCUCUGUUUACCUGCUAG
This is a messenger RNA of Colletotrichum graminicola M1.001, 717 nucleotides long. RefSeq names its product glycosyl hydrolase family 61. NCBI's taxonomy places the organism in Eukaryota, Fungi, Ascomycota, Sordariomycetes, Glomerellales, Glomerellaceae. The coding region runs from base 1 to 717 and encodes 238 amino acids. The transcript has 3 exons. The record is from RefSeq and is a predicted model, not a curated record.